Messenger RNA from Aegilops tauschii subsp. strangulata, 3260 nucleotides. RefSeq lists its product as uncharacterized. The record is from RefSeq and is a predicted model, not a curated record. Gene Ontology annotation, molecular function: protein binding. Lineage: Eukaryota; Viridiplantae; Streptophyta; Magnoliopsida; Poales; Poaceae.
UAUGCAGUAAUUUGAAAUAGUAAUCGUUAAUAGGGAUAGAAGUAGAAGUACACUACAAAUCAUACUAUUUUGACAAGUGAAAAAUAAAAACCAGCAGAACUGUUCUCCGACCCCCAAAUCUCCAGCCCGCCCCUCCCGUUCCAGGCUCUCGCCGCCGCCGCCGCCGCCAUCUCCAGGCUCCCGCCGCCGCAGGGUAGACAGCGCGAAGGCUUCAGAUGGCUCCCGCAUCACCACCGCCUCCCUUCGCCGGCCAGGAGCGUGGACGGGUCAAAUCGCCGCCGCUGGACACGCCGCUCGUGGGACGCGCCGGCGGCGCUCCGCGGCAGGGCUCCUCCUCCCCAAGGCCCAGCCAUACUUCUCGCGUCGGCAGCCUCCGUUCACUGAAGAAUACAGCACCGACAGAGGCUACGGUGGGCACACCGCCGGAGCUACCGGAGGAACUCCUGAUGACCGUCUUCGGCACCCUUGAGAUCCCUGACCUUGUACGCGCUGCUUCCGUCUGUGCCUCGUGGCGCUCCGCCUACACCGCCCUGCGCAGCCUCGGCAAGCACAAGCAGGCCCAGACGCCGUGCCUGCUCUACACCUCUGAAUCUGCUGGUGACAAUGUUGCGUGCCUCUACAGCCUCGUGGAGAAGAGGGUUUACAGGUUGACCCUGCCGGAGCCACCUCUCCGCCGCCGGUUUCUGAUUGGGUCCUCGCUCGGCUUCGUGAUCACCGUCGAUGAUAUAUCUGAAAUGCACCUCGUCAAUCCCAUCACUGGUCAACAGAUUGCUCUCCCUUCGGUGACCACCAUGGAGUACGUGAAGCCCAUCUUUGAUGACUUGGGUGCUGUCCAAGAGUACGAAUACCCAAGUCGUUUUGCAGGACGAGCUUUCUUCGCGCCAUCGAUCGUCGCUCGCUGUAACCUGGGAGAACAACUCCAGAUCAAGGCGUUUGUGUUUCAUGAUACAUCCACAGGAAGCUACAUCGUGUCGCUCAUCCACGAGCCAUUCAAUCACCUCUCGUUUGCAAGAGUAGGGGAUGAUAAGUGGACCUUGCUGCCACCACACCAUCACUAUCAGGACUGCACCUACAAGGAUGGGUUGUUGUACGCAGUGGAUAUAAAGGGAGAAAUCCAUGCCUUCGAUCUUAGUGGUCCUGAUGUUACAAUGAAGAUUAUUAGGGGGGUUGACGUGGAUUUUUAUCCCGAUGCCAUAUACAUUGUUGAGGCCCCAUGGGGUGGUCUGCUGCUCGUUUCAAGAUUUAAAGAGUUUGAGCAUCCUGCUGAAGAUGGUGACCCUGAAAUAUAUGUUCCACAUACUACGGAAAUCAAAUUACACAGAGUUGAUGGCACAGAGAGGCUUGUGGAAAUCGAUUGCUUGCCUGACCAUGUGCUGUUUCUUGGGCACAACGAUCCACUUUGUCUGAGUGCCAAAGAUUACCCUGCUCUCAAGGGAAAUCAUGCCUACUUUACUGACGAUGAUGAGUACAAUAAAAACCGUAAGAGUAGUCCUCGUGAUAUUGGAGUAGUUGGCUUGGGCAAUAAUAGCGAGGUGGACCUUGUGUCUCCUCUGCUUUGGUCCAACUGGCCUUCUCCAGUGUGGCUUACACCCAGCCUUACGGUGAUGAAACUGCCAUCGGAUGACCGUUGGCUCAGUGAAUGGGAUCAUGUACUCUCCAGACCAUCACCGACUGAGGCUACGGUAGGCACUACACUCCUGGAGCUACCAGAGGACAUCAUGAUGCGUGUCUUUGCCACCCUUGAGAUCCCUGACCUCGUACGUGCUGGUGCUGUCUGCACCUUUUGGCGCUCUGCCUACACCGCCCUGCGCAAACUUGGCACACACAAGCAGCCCCAGACGCCUUGCCUGCUCUACUGCUCUGAAUCUUCCAGCGAGAAUGUUGCCUGUCUCUACAGCCUUGUGGAGAAGAGGGUUUACAGGCUAACUCUCCUGGAGCCGCCUCUCCACAGUAGGUUUCUGAUUGGGUCCUCUCUUGGCUUGCUGGUCACCGUCGACGAGAGAUCUGAAAUGCACCUUGUCAAUCCGAUCACUGGUCAACAGAUUGCUCUCCCUUCAGUGACCACGAUGCAGCACGUGAAGCCCAUCUGUGAUGACUCGGGUGCAGUCCACAAGUAUGCAUACUCAUGGCACACGGCAAAGCAAGUUAUCUGCACUCCAAAGAUAAUUGCUCCAGCUGCCCUGCGGGAAGUCUUCCACCAGAAGGCUUUUUUGUUUUAUGAUACACCCACAGGGAGCUACGUAGUGGUGCUCAUCCACAUGCCGUUUGGUCAGCUAUCCUUUGCAAGGGUAGGGGACGAUAAGUGGACCUGGCUGCCACCUCACACUGAUUAUUUUGACUGCACCUACAAGGAUGGGCUACUGUAUGCAGUGACUCUAAUGGGAGAAAUCCACACCUUUGAUCUUAGUGGGCCUGCUGUUACAAUGAACAUUAUCAUGGGUGUGGAUGAUGACGAUUUAGAGAUUCAGGGAGCAUACAUUCUUCAAGCUCCAUGGGGUGGUUUGCUGCUUAUUUGGAGAUUGAAAGUGUAUAGUGGUAAUCCUGAUGAUACUUCAUCACUUACACUGCACACCAUGGGAAUUAAAAUACAUGAGGUUGAUGUUGCUGCCAAGAAGCUUGUGGAAAUUGAUUGCCUGCACGACCAUGCGCUGUUUCUUGGUCAUAACCAGUCACUCUGUCUCAGCACUAAAGAAUGCCCUGCUCUCAAGGAAAAUCGUGUCUACUUCACUGACGAUAAUGAGUACAUAACUGGGCAAAAGGAUAAUCGUCGCGAUAUAGGACUACUUCGCUUGGAGAAUAAUAGCUGGGAAAGCCUUGUGUUUCCUCAGCUUUGGUCCAACUGGCCUGCUCCUGUGUGGAUUACACCCAAUCUUACAAUGAUGAAACUGUCGUUAAAUAAGUAGGCCGGCUUCAAGAAGGCUUAAUAAGAUGCUCGCCUAGGUGCAUGUAGGCGAGCUGGAGGGCCGAUUGCAUUGCUUAGGACUAUGAGCAGGAGUAGGAAGAGGCUGGUUUCGACAACACAAUUACAAAUUCUGGCAUCAAAUGACUGAUGAUUCAGGAGGUCGCGUGAUGUAUCGUGCUGUCAAGUUAUCAUUUAUCAAGUGUUUAAGCUUCAUGGACGUGUUUGUUGUAUCGCGUGUGGGACUCUGCAAAUUUAUCAUGCCUUGUGACUGAUGUGUGUGUGUGUGUGGUUGUGUCUUUUUAUGACUCCUGGGAGAAGUCAGAGAAAUAAGAACUUUGCUAUGCUUGUUUUGUGGUGA